Biomphalaria glabrata is the source of this 1089-nucleotide messenger RNA. Its product is annotated as G-protein coupled receptor daf-37-like. Gene Ontology annotation, molecular function: G protein-coupled receptor activity. Gene Ontology annotation, cellular component: plasma membrane. The record is from RefSeq and is a predicted model, not a curated record. The transcript has a single exon. Gene Ontology annotation, biological process: G protein-coupled receptor signaling pathway. Lineage: Eukaryota; Metazoa; Mollusca; Gastropoda; Planorbidae. Bases 1 to 1089 code for a protein of 362 amino acids.
AUGAACAUCGGAAAUUUAACUAUAACUAAGAACAUUACAGAAAGCUGGACGGCAGUCUUCAACAUGACAAUGAACACAGUCACCGAUAAAACGAAAACUGAGGUAUCUAGGAAUGACGACUACCGUUUAAGAAUCAUUCUUCUUUACGUGCAACCGAUUGUGGGAAUUUUAGGAAUGGUCGCCAAUAUUUUAACGUUUGCCAUGUUGAUCAAGAGCGGUUUGAAGAAGCCAUCCAACAUUAUAAUAUUUGGUCUGACAUUGGCUGACUGCUUCUUGCUUAUCACUCCGAUCAACAUCUUUGACCUGACAGCCAGAUUUCUUCACUCGAAAGAAACUGCUAACUACUUUGGUUGGGAGUGUUCGGAAAAACUGGCCAGAUUUUUGUCCGUUGUAAAUCGGGUGUUGACCACUUUGCAUUACUGGGGAGGUUUUGCUGGGACCGGUUUGCCAGUUGUAAUUACACUGGAAAGAAUCUUUGCUGUGUUUUUCCCGAUGAAAUUCGCAACUAUUGUAACAUCCAGAAGAGCCAUUUUGGCAGUAGUUUCUGUUUGGCUGUUUUGGGGACCGUGGGCUUGCUUUUCUGCUUUUCUGAGGGACUUUCGAUAUACAGUUCUGCCCAGUGGACAGUCUAUUGGCUAUGAAAAAUCUGCCGAAUUGUUGAUCAGUAACUUUUUGGUAGUUCAAACCUUAAACCGUUACGUUUUUAAUUUUCUAAGCUCCAUUGUUCCAGUCUCUAUUGUAACCUUUGGCUGUGUGAUGAUUGGGGUCAAGGUCAAGCAUUCGUUGUUACAGCGUCAACGGAUGUCUUCGGCAAAGAAAACGAAAAGGCCCUCCCUUAAAACGACUCGGACCUUGGUGGCUAUCGCCUUGAUCUUUGCUACCGUUCACGGGACCUACUUCACCAUGACCUGUGCUAUGGUAGAUCAGUAUAUCAACGACACCACGUUCAGCCUCGUUUUGGAUGAAAUCAAACUGACCCUCAUCUACGUCUGCGGCUCGUGUAACUUCUUCGUCUACGUCCUUCUCAACAGCAAGUUUCGUAACAUUUUAAUUGGCAUGUUUCAAAAAACUCAUUCUGAAUUAGCGUAA